AUGAACAGAGGUAGAGGCGGCUUCAGAAAUCAGCGUGGCGGCCGUGGUGGCUUCUCCCAACCUCAGGGUCCUCCAGAGUCUGUGUUGGAAAUGGGUUCUUUUUUGCACACAUGUGAGGGUGACAUUGUGUGUCGCUCCAUAAAUACUAAGAUUCCAUACUUCAAUGCUCCUAUAUAUUUGGAAAACAAAACCCAGAUUGGUAAAGUCGACGAGAUUUUGGGCCCAUUGAACGAGGUGUUCUUUACAAUCAAACCUUCCGAGGGUGUCCAGGCCAAGUCCUUCAAAGACGGUGACAAAUUCUACAUUUCCCCAGAUAAGCUUCUUCCUUUGGAAAGAUUCUUGCCCAAACCAAAGGAGGUCGGUCCCAAGCCUAAAAAGAGAAGUGCUCCUGGUGGUGCUGGGGGUCGUGGUGGCCGUGGUGGCCGUGGUGGCGCACGUGGAGGUUUCGGUGCCCGUGGAGGCAGAGGAGGCAGUUUUGGUGCCCGUGGAGGUUCCAGAGGCGGUUUCGGUGGGGGUCGUGGCGGCGCCAGAGGUGGACGUGGUGGCCGUGGUGGUUUUGGUGGUGGAGACCGUGGCCGUGGUCGCUACUAG
Messenger RNA from Candidozyma auris, 591 nucleotides. It is a transcript of the gene GAR1, whose product is annotated as H/ACA snoRNP pseudouridylase subunit. NCBI's taxonomy places the organism in Eukaryota, Fungi, Ascomycota, Pichiomycetes, Serinales, Metschnikowiaceae. Gene Ontology annotation, biological process: snoRNA guided rRNA pseudouridine synthesis; ribosome biogenesis. Gene Ontology annotation, molecular function: box H/ACA snoRNA binding. The coding region runs from base 1 to 591 and encodes 196 amino acids. The transcript has a single exon. The record is from RefSeq and is a predicted model, not a curated record. Gene Ontology annotation, cellular component: box H/ACA snoRNP complex.